Molecule: messenger RNA, 3639 nt
Organism: Pseudophryne corroboree (corroboree frog)
Lineage: Eukaryota; Metazoa; Chordata; Amphibia; Anura; Myobatrachidae
Gene: LHCGR
Product: luteinizing hormone/choriogonadotropin receptor
Exons: 11
Coding region: 261-2336 (691 amino acids)
Biological process (GO): adenylate cyclase-activating G protein-coupled receptor signaling pathway; ovarian follicle development; hormone-mediated signaling pathway
Cellular component (GO): plasma membrane
Molecular function (GO): G protein-coupled peptide receptor activity; luteinizing hormone receptor activity
Source: RefSeq, a predicted model, not a curated record
GCAGAGAUUCAUUUAUGCAGCUAACUUUUUGAUAUGGGAGUGAAAUUUUAAUUUUCCAAAGUUAAAGACAGGAGGAGCCCUGACAACGAUUCACGGUUAGUCAGUAUAAAGGCAGCCUAAAAAUAGGAACACGUUGCUUUUCAUGAAAUACAAACUGUUCCAUCUCCCAGCUGUAAUUCACCGCAAACAAAAAGUUAAGGGCAUGGCAAAAGAAAAAUGGAAUUAAAAUAGCCCUGCUGCUAAUCUCUUAACGACUCACCAUGGAGACCCUGAAUUUGUAUUACCUUCUACUAUAUCUGCCUUACCUGAAGCCAGUCUGUUCAGUUACUGAUGCUUGCCAGCAAUGCGACUGCACUGGUGUAAACCUGACUUGUUCCGCUCGGACACCAGGGCUCACAUCACCUGGCUUGGAACUGUCAUUGUCCCAAUUCUCCUUUAAAGUUAUUCCACCUGAGGCAUUCAAGAAUUUCCGCCAAGACAUCGUAAGCAUAGCAAUAUCCCAAAGCGAUUCGCUGGAACGAAUUCACAGUUACGCGUUUACCAAUCUUCCCAAUCUGACAAUAUUAACUAUCCGGAACACAAAAAACCUGAUCCAUAUUGGAUGUGGAGCCUUUGCAUACCUACAAAGCCUAAAAUACUUGAGCAUCUGUAACACAGGGAUACGAAUAUUUCCAGAUGUCACUAAAAUUUUCUCUGUGGAAUUAAAUUUCAUGCUAGAGAUUUAUGAUAAUCUGCAUAUAACGACAAUACCAGCAAAUGCAUUUCAGGAAAUGAGCAAUGAGUCUUUAACACUGAAGCUUUUCAGGAAUGGAUUUGAAGAAAUAGAAAACUAUGCAUUCAAUGGAACCAAACUGGAUCAACUGGAUCUUAAGGACAACAAGAAUCUACAACGUUUUCAUAAUGACGCCUUGAAGGGAGCGACUGGACCAAAUCGUUUAGAGAUAACAGCAACAGCUUUGGAGCAUUUACCCGUCCAUGGGCUGGAAUUUAUCCAGGUCUUAGUGGCAGAGAAAUCCUAUUAUCUGAAGAAGUUACCUGCUCUGGACAAACUUGCCAAUUUGGUGGAGGCUCGGUUAACCUACCCCAGUCACUGCUGUGCAUUCACUAACAUGAGAUCAAAAGAGUUAAAUCCUCCCUUUGCCUAUUUUGGAAACCUAACAAACCAAUGUGAUAAUAUGACACGGAGACAAAUGAAUGACUCAAAUGCUGAAGUGAUUAGGGACUAUGAAAUCUUGUGUCAGCCUAGAACACUUCGAUGCAGUCCAGCGCCUGAUGCCUUUAACCCUUGUGAAGACAUCAUGGGAUAUGACUUCCUCCGCGUGCUGAUCUGGUUUAUUAGUAUACUAGCUAUUGCAGGGAACGCUGUGGUCCUGUUAGUCCUGCUGACGAGUCAUUACAAACUCACUGUCCCUCGCUUCCUAAUGUGCAACCUGUCCUUUGCCGAUUUCUGCAUGGGCAUUUACUUAUUGCUAAUCGCAUCGGUCGACUCCAAGACGAAGAGACAGUAUUACAACCACGCCAUUGACUGGCAAACAGGGAGCGGCUGCAGCGCAGCAGGCUUCUUCACUGUGUUUGCGAGCGAGCUUUCUGUCUACACACUGACUAUUAUCACCCUUGAGCGCUGGCACACAAUAACCUAUGCAAUGCAACUCGACCGAAAGCUCCGGCUGAGGCACGCAAUUCUCAUUAUGCUGGGAGGAUGGAUAUUUUCACUGCUCAUUGCACUUCUGCCUCUUGUCGGAGUUAGCAAUUACAUCAAAGUCAGCAUAUGCCUACCGAUGGACAUCGAAACACCCCUUUCUCAAGCGUAUAUAAUCCUCAUCUUGGUGCUCAAUGUCCUAGCCUUUAUCAUUAUAUGUGCCUGUUACAUUAAAAUCUACAUAGCUGUCCAAAAUCCAGAACUCACGCCAACUAACAAAGAUACAAAAAUAGCCAAAAAGAUGGCCGUGCUCAUCUUCACAGACUUUACGUGCAUGGCGCCCAUAUCAUUCUUCGCCAUUUCAGCCGCCUUCAAAGUUCCGCUCAUCACAGUCACCAAUUCAAAAAUAUUGCUGGUUCUGUUCUACCCUGUGAAUUCUUGCGCAAAUCCAUUUCUGUACGCAAUUUUUACCAAAGCAUUUCGAAGGGAUUUCUUCUUGCUGAUGAGCAAAUUUGGUUGCUGCAAGCUCCAGGCAGAACUUUACAGAGUGAACAACUUUAACACCUAUACCUCCAACUGCAAAACAGACAGCUUGUACACGGGACCAAAAACUAGCACGCGGGCUGAUCUUCAUCUAACCACCUUUGCUUGCCAGUACUUGAGUGUCAACGACAAACCAUCAUGCAUAGACAGUUAAAGCUCCUAGUGUUCAUGCUAGGCUGUAUUAGCAUGAACACUAGGACCGCGCCCUGCCUGAUUUUUAAAGGGCAAAAUGUGCCCUGCUAAAACGGCCUGCUGCCGCCGUUUUAGUGGAUGUGCGCACUGCAUCUAUUCACAUUGAAGGUAGAGCUUUGGGGGAAGCCCGUAGGUGCUGGGCACACCCCAUCAGUGGCGCUGCAGGGUGGUGCACGCCCCAUUAGUGACACUAAGACUGGCACGCCACCAUUAGGUUGAGGGGACUGGCCUGCCCCCAUUAGUGAUGUGGACGGGGCCACGCUCCCUCCCUGGCUGUCCGCUCCCCCUUUCCAGGUGUGCGAGCAUGCUGGCCCCGUCACACCUGCACCCUGCUCUGCAAAAUUCCUUGGGGGAGGGGGCGACGAAGACACACACAUAAGCUCCUACUUGUGAUACUUAUUUAUAAGACAAACAUUUCUCAAAAAGGGAGUCGCUGUAAAUAUGUAAAUCUAUUUAUGUAUGUAUAAGACUAUUUUAAUUGUUAUAAACCUGUAUUUUUGUAUUAAAUCUUUUUAAACGAGCAGACGAGUAUCUGAUGAUGGAUUCUGUGCUGCAACUAAAAGGUCUGCAAAAUAAUAAUUAUAUAUAUAUAUAUAUAAUAUAAAUAAAAAAGCUAUUGUGUUUUAUAAUAUCCUGAUAAACACUGACUUUUAGCUCAAGCAUAAAGUUGUAGAAAACCUAAUACGUAACCACAUACCACAGGAACAAGGCAGCCCGGGGCCACUUUUUAUUCACCGACGCCGAAGUGAUGCCGUCAGAGAAAAGUUACUUUUACUGUAUAUAGCACCCAAUCACUGUGGGGGAGACUUAUCAAACCUUUUAAAGUCUUACAGUAACUUUAUACUUGCUUCAGAAAAGGUAUGAGUCUAUUUCAAUUAAGAUUCCCAUUAGUUUCCCCCCUUCCCAUUUUGAGAUAAGGUAAAAUAGAUAUUCCAAAUGUAAUUCUUUUCUUUGCUGUUGGUUUUCUGCUUUAUAUGUAAUUUAGAUAUAUCACUGUUUUGCCUUGUCACAAUUCUUAGUUCUGUGUUAUAUAACUUUAUCUGAUUUCUAUUACGUGAGUUAUAUUGAAAUGUCUCAAUAAACCACAGGUUCUCAAACUCUGACCCUCCACCCCCAGUGCAUGUUUUCCAGGUCACCUGUGGAUUUAAAAAAUGUGACAGUUGGUGAUACACAGGGCACUUGCCGGGUAUCCUGGAAAACGUGACCUGUGUGGGGUCCCGAGGACCAAGUUUGAGAACCACUGCAAUAAACUAUUAAAAAAAAUA